ACUAUUCAAUUCUCUUUUCGCCUUCUGCUCCACCCACCGCCGGCAAAUUCCCCUUUCUGUCCUCUUCCCCGCUAACCCUGCCACGUGUACUCGGCCCCACACACUGCCGGUACUACUUCCCGCAUUUAACCCUUUCCACCCCCCUUCCCUCUCUUCUCUUCCAUCUCUCGCAAAAUCGUCGUCGCUCUAAUUAUCCGGCGAUACAAACACUGGACGGAAAGCUGGUGAUGCUAGAUUGAUUGAUCGAUUGGUGCUUCGAUCAUCACGAAUUGGUUGCUGGUGAUCGAAAAUUGGGGAUGUCGGGACCCUUGGAUCGGUUUGCUAGGCCUUGCUUUGAGGGUUCAUCUGGUAAUGAUGAGAGGAGGGAAAGAAAGUCUGAUUUCGAGAAUUCUGAAGAUGAACGAAGAACAAGAAUUGGUUCUUUGAAAAAGAAAGCACUCAAUGCAUCCACUAAGUUCAAGCAUUCUCUCAAGAAGAAGAGCAGUAGAAGAAAGAGUGAUGGUAGAGUCAGUUCUGUUUCAAUUGAAGAUAUCCGGGAUGCUGAGGAAUUACAAGCUGUAGAAUCAUUCCGACAAGCCUUGAUAUUGGAUGAGUUGCUCCCAGAGAAGUUUGAUGAUUACCAUAUGAUGUUGAGGUUCCUGAAAGCAAGGAAAUUUGAUAUUGAAAAGUCAAAGCUCAUGUGGGCUGAUAUGAUUCAGUGGAGGAAAGAAUUUGGUACUGACACUAUCACGGAGGAUUUUGAGUUCAAAGAGUUGAAUGAAGUUCUGAAGUAUUAUCCCCAUGGCUAUCAUGGAGUUGAUAAAGAGGGAAGGCCAAUAUACAUUGAGAGACUAGGGAAAGUUGACCCAAACAAACUUAUGCAAGUUACAACUAUGGACAGGUAUAUAAAAUAUCAUGUGAAAGAAUUUGAGAGAAGCUUUGCCAUUAAGUUUCCAGCUUGUACCAUAGCUGCGAAGCGACAUAUUGAUUCAAGCACGACUAUUUUGGAUGUUCAGGGUGUGGGUCUGAAAAACUUUACCAAGAGUGCACGGGACCUCAUUACACGUCUUCAGAAGAUUGAUGGCGAUAAUUAUCCUGAAACACUCCAUCAAAUGUUCAUUAUCAAUGCUGGUCCAGGUUUCAGGCUACUGUGGAAUACUGUAAAGAAUUUUAUAGAUCCCAGGACUGCCACUAAGAUUCAUGUUCUUGGAAACAAAUACCAGCACAAGUUGCUUGAAAUUAUUGAUGCCAGCCAAUUGCCAGAAUUCUUGGGAGGAACAUGUACCUGUGCAGAUCAAGGUGGAUGCCUUCGCUCUGAUAAAGGACCAUGGAAGAAUCCAGAUAUACUUAAGAUGGUGCUUAAUGGUGAAGCACGGCGUGCAAGGCAGGUUGUUAAAAUCAUCAACAGUGAUGGGAAGGUAGUGUUCGCUAAGCCUCAUUAUCCAAUGCUAAAAGGCAGUGAUACUUCUACAGCAGAGUCCGGAUCUGAAGCUGAAGAUAUUGCAUCACCAAAAGCCACUAGGAGUUAUUCACACCUUCGGUUGACUCCAGUGCGUGAGGAGGGUAAGGCUAUUGGAACAGCUGCCUAUGCUGGUAACUUCUCAGGAUAUGACGAGUAUGUUCCUAUGGUUGACAAGGCUGUUGAUUCUGGAUGGAAGAAGCCAAUGCCUCCCCCGAAGCUUUAUGUUUCUAGAGAGAUGUUUUCACCACCCGACUCUCAGAAGGCCGAAGAAGGAUUUCGUGCUCGACUCUUGGCUGCUCUCAUGACAUUCUUCAUGUCAAUAUUGUUGUUUUUCCGAUCAAUAUCAUGCCGUGUUACCAAAAGACUUCCGGACACAUCAUCACAGCAUGAGCACAUCAUUCAGGAAUUUUCUUUUGACACGCCCAAGGAGGAGUUCAGACCACCAUCUCCAACACCAUCUUUUACAGAAGCAGAACUCUUGUCUUCUGUCAUGAAGAGAUUGGUUGAGCUUGAAGAUAAGGUCAAUACUCUUCAAGCAAAGCCAUCUGAGAUGCCAUAUGAGAAAGAAGAACUCCUGAAUGCUGCUGUUUACCGAGUUGAUGCCCUGGAAGCAGAGUUGAUUGCCACCAAAAAGGCUCUGUAUGAGGCUCUGAUGAAACAAGAAGAACUGCUUGCUUACAUAGACAGUCAAGAAGAUGCCAAAUAUCGGAAGAAGAAGUUUUGCUGGUGAGAUGUGUCAUUUUUGGAGCUUUGACGGUUGAGAUAUGUUGUGCUGUAUGAGGCUCACCGGACCUUCAUAGUCUUGAGUUGUGAUCGAAGAUGUAAAAUUUCGUCGAUCAAGCAUACCUUAUGGUGUGGAACUAUACUGAAUGUUGCAUAUAUGAUCUGGAAACUCUACUGGUGUGAUUUAAGAUUUGUUUGUUUGAGAGAGAUCCUCUCCUUUCGAUGAUGUUUGAUACCUUGUCUUGUGAACUAUACAUACAUGAUUUGGAAACUUCAACCAUUGUGGUUUUA
Molecule: messenger RNA, 2455 nt
Organism: Sesamum indicum (sesame)
Lineage: Eukaryota; Viridiplantae; Streptophyta; Magnoliopsida; Lamiales; Pedaliaceae
Product: phosphatidylinositol/phosphatidylcholine transfer protein SFH8
Source: RefSeq, a predicted model, not a curated record